Molecule: messenger RNA, 1782 nt
Organism: Alternaria ventricosa
Lineage: Eukaryota; Fungi; Ascomycota; Dothideomycetes; Pleosporales; Pleosporaceae
Exons: 5
Coding region: 1-1782 (593 amino acids)
Biological process (GO): phenylalanyl-tRNA aminoacylation
Cellular component (GO): phenylalanine-tRNA ligase complex; cytoplasm
Molecular function (GO): magnesium ion binding; RNA binding; phenylalanine-tRNA ligase activity
Source: RefSeq, a predicted model, not a curated record
AUGCCUACCAUCGGUGUGGAUAAGGCGGCCCUCUUCAAGGAGCUGGGCCGGGAAUAUACCUACCAGGAAUUCGACGACCUAUGCUUCGAAUUCGGUAUCGAGUUGGACGAGGACACAAGCCUGAGCACCAAGCCAGAAGACCAGGCGCAACCACCACAACUCAAGAUUGAGAUUCCGGCAAAUCGCUAUGACAUGCUAUGUUUCGAGGGUAUUGCCAUGAACCUAAAGGUCUUCCUUGAGAAGCAGAAGCUGCCCAAGUGGACUGUUACCGCGCCUAAGGGAGGAGAGCUGCAGGUGCUCGACAUCAAGCCUGAGACCAAGCAAAUACGAGAGCUCUGCUCAGGUGUCAUACUACGGGGUAUCAAAUUCACACAAGAACGAUACGACUCCUUCAUCGCGUUACAAGACAAAUUACACUCCAACCUGGCGCGUCAACGGACACUUGUAUCUAUUGGAACACACGACUUGGAUACAAUUCAGGGCCCCUUCUCAUACGAAGCACUACCGCCAGAGCAGAUCAAGUUCGUGCCCUUGAAGCAGGACAAGGAAAUGAAUGCGAAGGAGCUCAUGGAGUUCUACGAGAAAGACAAGCACCUGGGACGCUUCCUGCACAUCAUUCGCGACUCGCCUGUAUACCCCGUAAUCUACGAUGCGAACCGUACCGUUCUCUCCCUUCCGCCCAUCAUCAACAGCAAUCACAGCAAGGUUACACUGGACACAAAGAACGUAUUCAUCGAGAUCACUGCGACCGACAAGACAAAGGUCGAAAUCGUCAACCACAUGAUGGUCACUAUGUUUGCUGGGUACGCGGAGUCGAUCGAGCCUAUCAAGAUCAACUCGCCCCACAAUGGAGAGUCAAGAGAGUCGCCAGAUCUGUCACCGCGACAAAUGCAGGUUGAGGUGGACUACCUGAACCAGGUCACUGGCCUCACCUUGUCACCCGAUGAGAUCUCGAAACUCUUGUCGCGUAUGGGCCACGACGUCUCACCGUCUCAAUCCGACAAGAACAUCCUUGACGUUUCGGUACCUGUCACAAGAGCGGACAUCCUGCAUCAAGCGGACAUCAUGGAAGAUUACGCCAUCGCAUACGGCUUCAACAAGCUGCCGCGAGUAUACCCGAACAAGACUGCUGCUGUCUCCGCGCCAUUACCCAUCAACAAGCUCGGUGAUAUUGUCCGGAUAGAGUCUGCGUCAUCGGGAUGGACCGAAGUUAUGCCUCUCAUUCUCUGCUCGCACGAGGAGAACUUCGAGUGGCUGAACCGGAAAGACGACGGAAAGACAGCGGUGAAGCUUGCGAACCCCAAGACGGCGGAAUACCAACUCGUCCGAACAUCGCUACUACCGGGUCUACUCAAGACUAUCAACUCCAACAAGCAUCAUUCAGUACCGAUGAAGAUCUUCGAGGUCAGCGACAUUGGUCUAGUCGAUUUGGAGCAGGAGAGGAAGAGCAGGAACGAGCGCCACUUCGCAGCCGCGUUCAUGGGCAAGACAAGUGGUUUCGAGCAAGUACACGGUCUGCUGGACAGGCUGAUGCUCAUGCUCCGGUCGGCAUUCCUUACGCGCGAAGACGGACUAAAAAACGAGCAAUUGCAGGGCUACUGGAUAGAAGAGGUUGAUGACCCGACCUUCCUUCCUGGCCACUCAGCGGCUAUCAAGCUCAACCUCGGCGGCAAGAACCACACCAUCGGUGUCUUUGGUAUCCUGCACCCGAGCGUGCUCCAGAAGUUCGAGUUACCAUACCCCGUGAGUACGCUAGAGUUCAACCUGGAGAUCUUCUUGUGA